Messenger RNA from Xylaria bambusicola, 1839 nucleotides. RefSeq lists its product as uncharacterized. Gene Ontology annotation, cellular component: nucleus. NCBI's taxonomy places the organism in Eukaryota, Fungi, Ascomycota, Sordariomycetes, Xylariales, Xylariaceae. The coding region runs from base 198 to 1523 and encodes 441 amino acids. Gene Ontology annotation, biological process: aflatoxin biosynthetic process; regulation of DNA-templated transcription. Gene Ontology annotation, molecular function: DNA-binding transcription factor activity, RNA polymerase II-specific; zinc ion binding; DNA binding. The record is from RefSeq and is a predicted model, not a curated record. The transcript has a single exon.
CUGUGAGCUGUAGGCAACGGCUUUAUGCGCCUGUACAUCAUGAAUACUCCGUACUGAGCCGCACGUAAAUGUGACUUGCAUUCUACCUAGUCCUCUUCCCUCGAGCUCCCCGUCUCGAACAAACCAAGUACGUACAACCAACAGCCAGUUGAGAUAGGCAGCGAAAUGCAUUAGGUUUUGUCAUGUAGUCAGGCGUUAUGGAAAACACAGGCAUGUUCGCCAACGUCUUAGCAUCCGAGGGUUAUGCCAACGACGGCCACCUCCAACUAGAUUCCGACAUGUUUGCAUAUCAGCACGAGUCAUUUGCGCCCCGGUCACAAGCUCCAGCAUCACAUUUGAAGCUCCGGUCUAGUUGUGACGCCUGUGGCCAAGCAAAGGUGCGAGACCAACGCCCACUCCUAAACUGUGUGACGAGCGGCUUACGUGCCAGAACUAAGACCAAGUGCGAUCGUAGACGACCGGCCUGCUCGCGGUGUGUUUCCCAGGGCAUCAAAUGCGUGUAUGGAGUGUCGAGAAAGUCUGGAAAGCCCCCGCGACGACGGCCCCCUGUUACGUCGCCCAGCGAGUCUGAGAAGAGGGCGACAAACGUCGACCUCAUGUUUGGUUUAGCUGAGGGCACCUUACCGAUCACUCCUGACUUCUCUGCAACUGACAUAGGCUUCCAAGCCCAGUUUCCAUUUGGCAGCCUUGGCGACCUCAGUGUGCUCACGCCAAACCUGUCUGACCAGGAUACCACAGGACUGACCUGGCAAUGCGACUCGAGGGCGACGCCAAAACCGGCUGAAAAUAGCAGUACACCGAACGCGGUCACAGGCGCAACAGCGCAGCGACAUAGCUGCGCUCAAGAGCUUAAGGAUAUCAUGCGCGUCUUGUAUUGCUCUAACCCUUUUACUCCUGUUUCUGACGGCGUACUGGCACGUACAUUAGACCUAGGCUCUAUCCUGACACGCAGCCGCGACGUUGUGAGGCGCCUGGAACUACUCCUCAAGUGCCCUUGCGCCCGCUCGCCGCACAUGGCUAUGUUAUAUGCUUCCAUCAUGUCACGUAUGCUGCUGUGGUAUCGUCAGGCUGCCUGGAACGCAACUACUACUGGGGCAUCGCCCACGCCAGCAGCGGAGGAGCCAAUGCCAUUUGUCUCGGGCAGUAGCUUGACUAAGGCCGGCGCUGCGGAGACGGCCGAUGAAAUUGGCGGUGGUGUCUCAGUUCUCGCCAUGCCCGUCACGGUUGGCACCUUUGAAACCGAUGACCGGAAUCUUCAGACUGCUCUAACGAAUUGUCUUCUUUUGAGCGAGCUUAGGAAGGUUGGGGCGCUGAUUGACAUGUUCAUGUGUAUCGGCAGGUCCGAAUUGCAGAAUACAAAUGCUGCUUGUUCUAUAGGCGAGGAGCUAGGAGCUUGCCAGGGAGAUACAGCCUUGUUUGAGAGCUUAGGCGCUUGGCUCUGGACUGAGCACGGACAUAUCUUGAAGAAAGCGAGAUCGGGCUUGUCUGUACUGCAUGAAAACAUUCCUGGCCCCUCGCAGUGAGAGAGAUCCACGUACAUCGGCAUAAUGACAACGAAUUAUGGCUUUUCAAUUCUCCUACCUGGCAUUGCUUUGAUAUCGUUCAGAGACCAAGAAACAUGCCCCUGAACACAUUAUCGAAUCUUGAAUGGUGUGGAAGUCAGAACGGUGCUGAGCAAGGCCUUUCCGUCAAUAUGAGCACAUAAUAUAACAGCGGAUGCUGGUAUAUCUGGAACAUGGUAGAGUUUCUGUCAACUAAUUAGACUGCGAAAGGCGAACGCUCAUAAUUCAGGAGCCAUCAUUUCGGCUAUGAGAUCAGCGGCAAGUUCCAUAGGAUGUA